ACCUCUAUAAACAACUAGUUGACAAACGCACAACCCUACAAACCCUGUUAAAUUCCAAAAUCAAAAGAUUACUCACUCACACCAAAUAUUCAUUUUACACUCAAGGAGGAAAAUGCGGGCGAAUGCUAGCCAAAGCCCUUCAGCAAAACACGCAACGCACAUACAUAACCACGAUCAAAAGCAAAGAUGGGACACGCACUCACCUAAUCCCAGCCAUACUUAAAGAAUUCCACGCCUUCUACACAAACCUGUAUAACCUCAGACAGACGCCACCACGACCAGAGGAAAUUACCCAUUUCCUCUCUAACCGAAUCACGCAAACGAUCCCCACAAAC
Pelobates cultripes (western spadefoot toad) is the source of this 335-nucleotide messenger RNA. The record is from the annotation of a GenBank genome assembly. Lineage: Eukaryota; Metazoa; Chordata; Amphibia; Anura; Pelobatidae.